CGAUCGGAUCCUUGUAACCGUCGAAGGCAUCAUCCUUGCAUCAUCAUGCGUUCCUGCAGGUUCCUGAGCAUCGAGCCACUGUUUGACUUCGGUCCCCUGGGCUAUCAGUUUCAGCUGUCUCGGAGACACAAGCGUUUCAGGCCUAAAACCUGUCUUACAUAGCGCUGACAUUCUGUCAACAGCUUGCCAGAGGGCUGUACACACGCCAUUCUCGCCACUAAGAUAUCCCAAAGGUGUUAUGUUACCUCUAUGCCGCGGGCGCCGUCGGUAGGGCGACAGUGAUGUCGCUGCUAACCCCCACCAACACGACCACCGAGCAAAACGGCCCACCCCUCCUGAUUGGCCCUCCCGUUGUUCCGCUGCCCCAAGUGCUCAUUGGUCCUAUACAUAUAGAAACUGCGACACCGCAAUCUCGCGUCCGCAUUUUGGCUGGCCCAAACGCGCAAAUCAGAGAUCAGCAGGUAGUAGGCCGUUCUCGACCCCCCGGGCGCCAGGUCGGUUUAUAUACUUACAUACCGAACGGCCAACGUUGGCCGCGCUGGUCCUCUCCCAUCUUCCGCGCUUUCCUUCACCUUGGCUUUCCCUCCCGCUUGUCCGUUUGUAACUGGCAAGACUUGGACUUCUACCAUAAUCUGAGUUUACCCACGAACGAAACGACCUUCACCUUGCAAUCUCUUCGAGACUGGCCGACCAGGUGUCGACAUGCUCAGCUAUGCGAACUUACCGCCCAUGCCCACGGCAUCCACUGUGCCAUCCGUUCCCAGCCCUCUUGAGGAGGAGUGGAACGCUCUCCUGCGACUCCUCGUUGGUGCUCAAAAUGCCCAUUACGUCACACUUGUGGGACUAGUUAUCCUGGUAUACGACUACAUGUUGACUUUUCCGGACGAAAUACAGUACUUCUGGGCUGAAUCAUGGGACAUCACCACGGUGCUGUUUUUCUUCAAUAGAUACCUGCCGAUGGUGGUCUUUGGACCAAUUGCUGCAGCCUUCUUCACUGAAGGUAUCGAACCGAAGGUAUGUGACCAUGUCAUGCAGUUCACCUUUAUUACCUCAAUCGUCGCGCUGACCAUCAAUCAAGCCAUCCUCGUACUCCGCGUAUGGUACAUGUUCCCCGAUCGCCGCUCGAUGCGGUACGCCUGCGUUUUCAGCUUCGUCGCUUGCACCGUCGCCUCCCUAGCCACGCUUUUCGCAUCAUACAAUCAGAUCCACGAUCAGGAUGUCGCGUCGUUACCAAUUUCGUAUCCUCUCUUGGGCUGCACAGUUCCGUCCGCGAGUGGAAUCUGGCGCAUCUUUGUGCCGCAGAUUGUGAUACACCUGGUGCUGUACUUCUUCACGGUCAUUCGGGCGCUUGAUGGGUCCUGGAAGAUAGUGAAGCAGCCACUGAUGGUCAGGCUGAUCAGAGAUGGUGGCUUCGUUUUCUUUGUUGCUCUUGUCGCUGCCACAGGGUCUGCAGUGGGCGCACGCAUGGUCGAUAUUCCUGAGUUCAACAUUCCCGCCCUCUACUCUGACUUCACACUCGCCAUUAACUCCGUAAUUGUGUCGCGCCUAGCGCUGAGCAUGCAGUCAACCGCCGAGAAGCUCAACACGGACCCUCUGUGGCUCUUGAACCCGACCGAGCUGGGCCGGCUCAACUGGAAGCUCGGCGCUAACCAGGAGAUCGUCGUCGAAAUGGGACCGUUCGUAUAGCCAUGACGUCAACGCUGCUCUCUCUUCCCUUUGUCUCCACGGUCCACUAUUUUCAGCGCAUGAUCACGAUCGGCGCGUUGAUACUAUAGGGUUUGCUGGGCCGACAACGUGUUCGACGUGGCCUCGUACCGGUUAUUUGGUAUGAGCCGCAUCGAUUCAUCUACUCGCUGAUGUUCAGCCAGCUAAUCACUGUGGCGCCGAUCGCCUGGGGUCGGGAUGUUAGUGUGAGUGCGUGCAUGUGUGCAACUAGGGUCUAAUGAGAUGGGGUGGGAUGGGCUGCACGUUGCACUUAGAUUAUUGUUUUCGCUUCGCUUUCACUCGCUAGUCUGUACUAUAUCUCGUCACGAUGGAUACACGCUUCCAGAGACGUCCUCAGCCUUAUGGUGAAACCCUGGACUUCUGUACACGAGCCCAUAGUGUCUGCAGGAGGGCAGGCAAAAUGACGUAACAAGCCAUCUGGGC
This is a messenger RNA of Coniophora puteana RWD-64-598 SS2, 2148 nucleotides long. RefSeq lists its product as uncharacterized. The record is from RefSeq and is a predicted model, not a curated record. NCBI's taxonomy places the organism in Eukaryota, Fungi, Basidiomycota, Agaricomycetes, Boletales, Coniophoraceae. The transcript is spliced from 11 exons. The coding region runs from base 703 to 1686 and encodes 327 amino acids.